CGCAACUGGAGGAAAGUCAUUCGCAAUCAUGGCCGACGAAGCAGCUCCCAACACAAACCAGAACAACGAAGAGGACAAGAAGAAGGCCGAGGCCAUCACUAUCCGAGUCAAGGACCAGUCGGGCGAGGAGACGUUCUUCAAGGUGAAGCCCAACACCAAAAUGGACAAGAUCUUUACCGCCUACGCACAGCGCAAGGGCGUUCCUGCCAGCGCACUGCGCUUCUUGCUGGAUGGUACGCGUAUUAGCGGCGACCAGACGCCCAAGAUGCUCGAGCUUGAGGACGAAGACCAGAUUGAUUGUGCACUUGAGCAGGUCGGAGGCUUCCGAUGCUAAGACUUUAGGCUUUUGUAUGAGUGAGGGGAGAGCACAGUCAAGGAGAAACACAGAAGCAACACGACUCUCUCGUCAUUAUCUACGCAGGUCGCCUCUACCGUCUUUAAAGUGGCAUCUUGUAAGGAGCGACUUGCUGGCUUGCCGACUUCGGGGAACCGUCGUCACAAGUUCUUAACAAGAAGGCAUGCAGAGCGAUGUGUUAACUUCUAACAAACCUCGACACUGUUAAAUGCAAGUUCCAAUGUUUCAUUUGUA
Phytophthora infestans T30-4 is the source of this 589-nucleotide messenger RNA. RefSeq lists its product as uncharacterized. Gene Ontology annotation, molecular function: protein tag activity; ubiquitin-like protein ligase binding. The coding region runs from base 29 to 334 and encodes 101 amino acids. Gene Ontology annotation, cellular component: nucleus. NCBI's taxonomy places the organism in Eukaryota, Oomycota, Peronosporomycetes, Peronosporales, Peronosporaceae. The record is from RefSeq and is a predicted model, not a curated record. Gene Ontology annotation, biological process: protein sumoylation. The transcript is spliced from 2 exons.